CAUCAUCUCUUAUCCAAAUUACCCCCAUCGUCUCUUUCCUUUCUCCAAACUCUUGUGUUUACUUUGUACUAAGCUCUCAACAAUGGUGGCGUCUUCGCUAUGUCUAUCGAAUUCCACAAUUUGCCCUCUGCCUAAUGUAUCUUCGCAGCCGCUGCUCUCAUUCUCUCACUCUCUCAGGCCAUUCAUUUCCAAGUCCAAACCUAUUUGUGCCUCGCUACAACAACAACAGCAGAAGAGAGAUGGCUCUCAAUUUGUGGUGAAAUCUCAGGCUCUUGAUUUCUCUGGAACUUUCUUUGAAGGUGGAUUCGGGUCGGACGAUGACCCGACUUCUCCUCCCGGGUCGGGUGUCUCAACUGCCCUUGAAGACAAACCGGAACCUCAGUGCCCACCUGGGCUCAGGCAGUACGAAACAAUGGCGGUUUUGAGACCAGACAUGUCUGAAGAUGAACGUCUUGGUCUUACCCAGAAAUAUGAAGAGUUGCUUGUGGCAGGAGGUGGAAUGUAUGUGGAAGUGUUUAACAGAGGAGUGAUUCCAUUGGCUUACAGCAUUAGAAAGAAGAACAAAGCUGGAGAAACCAACACUUACUUGGAUGGAAUCUACCUUCUCUUCACUUACUUCACCAAACCCGAGUCAAUAACUCCGCUUGAGACCGUUCUCACUGCCGACGAUGACAUUAUCCGAUCAUCUUCCUUCAAGAUAAAGAAGAGGAAGUACAACUGAAGAGACCAUGAACAUUGUGUAUGUGUGAAGAAAAAAGUCGGAUUCUUUUUUUGGUUUCUUUGGAAGAACAAAAGUAAAUCUAUCUUUAUUUGGCUCUGCUUCAGUUUAUCUUUUUUUAUGCAUUGCUCUGUUUUCUACUGUAACAGAGUGUGAGAAACUCUAAAGCUAAGUUUGAGAAGCAUACUUCAAAAACAGAAUAUAAAAUUAACACCAAAUU
This is a messenger RNA of Arabidopsis arenosa, 938 nucleotides long. The record is from the annotation of a GenBank genome assembly. Lineage: Eukaryota; Viridiplantae; Streptophyta; Magnoliopsida; Brassicales; Brassicaceae.